Messenger RNA from Taeniopygia guttata (zebra finch), 3213 nucleotides. The record is from RefSeq and is a predicted model, not a curated record. Lineage: Eukaryota; Metazoa; Chordata; Aves; Passeriformes; Estrildidae.
CUGAGCCUGUCCCCACACAGUGGCUACCAGGACACCUCAGCACACACCUGCAUCCCUCAUGGGAGCCCACAUGCCACUGGUGCCAGCCAAGCUGCCCACUGUCUCUGCAAGGAGUCCUUGGGCCCUUGUGGAAGUGUUUUGCUUUCUGCUUCCAUUAAAAAUGAGCCUUUUCCUGCCUCUGCAACUCUGGGGAGGUCCCUUCAGUAUCCCCAGCAGCCCCUGGCUCCUCAGCCCCCUGCCAGAGAGCCCCAGGGCUAGGGGACCUCCUGCCAUCAAGAGACCUGGACACAUGGGGUGGUGAGCGCUGCUUCCCUCUCAGCUGAUGGUGGCAAAAUUCAGGACUCUGGGAAGGGGCUGGGGGGCUCCAGGUUUUCCAGGGUGCAGGAUGUUCUUCUGCCAGCUCACAGGGCCACAUCCUGACAGAGCCUGCCUGGCUGCGGGGCUGUGACAGGGCGCUGACAGGGUGCAGGGAGGAUGUGAGUCAGUUCCCAGGGGGCUUGGUGCUUCCCAGGGGGUUUCGGUGCCGACACAACACCGAGGGACACAGAACUCAUCCCGAGACUGGGUGUGAGGAUACAAAACCUGGCAGGGCACAUGAGAGCCUGGCAAGUCCUGGCACGAGCAGCCACCAGAGCCAGCUGCUCCGUUGUCAUCCUGGGGUGAUGUCACGGGUCAUGGUGAUGCCAUGAACUGGAUAGGGAAUGCCAGAAUGCCAGCCUUCCUGGGGCUACUUUGGGUCACCAAUGGGGCUGUUCUGGGUGACACUAGGGCUGCUGCAGGGGUUCGCAGCCAUCCCCUCUUGCCGUGGCUGGUGGUGCUCACCUGCCUGACCCAGCCACUGGCCAUUUCCUUUUCUUCCCUCUAAUUACACUGUCUGAAUCACCCAAUUAAAGCCAGCGCCCUUCACCUCCUGCCUGGCCACCAUGCCCACUCUGUGGUCCAGGUGCCACCCCAGAUGGCAGCCCCCAAGUCCCACGUACCCAUCCAGUCCCACAGGGAUGCCCCAGCAUUUCCAUGUCUCCCUGUCUGUCCUUUGCUGUGUCAGCACAGGGAUGGCUGUGCUGGCCCCACCCUGUCGCCCUGUGGGAUUUUUGGUUUCCCAAUGUGGGAAGGAGCUCAAAGUUAUGUCAAAACCCCCACGGGGGUGUCCGACUCAUCCUGCUUUGCCGGCACCUCCGCUGGGAAUAAAGCCGCCCAUCCAGCUGCCGGCAGGACAGAGGUGCUGCACGUUCAGAGAGGUAAGGACGGGUCUGGGCUCAGCUCCUUCGACUGCCAACCAGGUGGGACUGGGGUGAACUGGGGUGAGUUGGGAUGAGAAGUCGCCCCUUGCCCCAGCAGUGAGGGCUGUGGUGAAGUUUAAGGAUGUGGAACAACCUGGGGUGCCUGGAAUGCUGGCAGUGGUGGAUGGGGCUUGUGGGCAGAGAAGACAUCCUGGUGGGGGAGUGGAGCUGGGUGAUCCCUGGAGCUGGAAGAGGCAGACUCACAGCAGUGAGACAGGAUUUAUCUUCUGGGACUGGUGAGCUGGCACACUGCCCACACCAGCUCUGCAGCCUGCUCUGGGCAAUGCCCACCAUGACACACUGUCACACACCAGGACUUUGGAAGGAUCUACAUGUUUCUUCCUCUACUCCAAAUCCAAAACAGUGCUCCGAGUUCAUCUCCCAUCCCUGCACCCCUGUGACCCAGCAUCAAUUCUGGAAGAAUGGGGACUGUGACACUGGGAUUGCCCCUGCUGGCUGUGGCUCUCCUGUGCCCAGCCACUGCCAUGCUGCGCAUCGGUGCCUUCAACAUCCAGGCCUUCGGUGACACCAAGAUGUCCAACAAGGAAGUGGCAGACAUCAUCAUCAACGUCCUGCGCCGCUACGACGUGGUGCUGGUGCAGGAGGUGCGCGACUCCAACCUCAGCGCCGUCACCGAGCUCAUGGAGCAGCUCAACAGCGCAUCCACAUCCCCAUACGACUACGAGAUCAGUGGCCCCCUGGGACGGGAGAACUACAAGGAGAUGUACCUGUUUAUCUACAGGACAGAUGUGGUGUCUGUGGUGGACACCUACCAAUAUGAGGACCCCCAGGAUAUCUUCAGCCGGGAGCCAUUCAUCCUGAGAGUCUCAGCACCCAGCACCAGUAAGUGGAGGAACAAGUGGCCAUGGGUUGUGGCAUGGGGUGGCUGUGGGGCUGACAUCCCUCUCCCCCUGGCAGAGGUGAAGGAGUUUGUGCUGGUGCCUCUGCACUCGGCCCCACAUGAUGCUGUCGCUGAGAUCGAUGCGCUCUACGACGUCUACCUGGCCAUCAUCAACAAGUGGGGGACUGAUAACCUGAUGUUCCUGGGGGACUUCAAUGCUGACUGCUCCUACGUCCAGCCGAGCGACUGGUCAUCCAUCCGCCUGCGCACCAGCGACAUCUUCAAGUGGCUGAUCCCCGACAGCGCCGACACCACCGUGGGCAAGUCUGACUGUGCCUAUGACAGGAUCGUGGUAUGUGGCAACAAGCUGAAGAGAAGCAUCCUGUCCAACUCAGCUGGUAUCUACAAUUUCCAGCGUGCUUUGCAGCUGGACCAGGAGGAGGCCCUGGCAGUCAGUGACCACUACCCAGUCGAGGUGAAGCUGGCGGCCUGAGCUCCUCCUGCAGCCACAGACCAGGAUCCAGCUCCAGCUCCCACCACCAAUCCCCACGAAGGUGUUCCACUCAGCCCCAUCCACAAGCUGUGUGCAUGGGCUGCCCCAGAUCCCGGUCUGGAGAAGGAUGGGAGCUGGCUGUGCCCAGAGCCCCCAGCCCAGCAUGAACCAGAGCCUGGGAACAGGCCACCAGCCAGGACACUGCCACCACAGAGAAGCCAUGAACAAAGCAUCCAUCUCCUACCUCAUUGAAGAUUUAUUGACAAACCUCACUUCACGAUUAACUGCUGGACAGGAGGGAGGACAUCCAAGGACUGUCGGGCUCGGGCCACAGCACGUUGAGACCCUGUCCCUGUCCAUUCCUUGGGGGGCUGGGUGGGCUCUCCCUGCCCUUGGGGAAGGCAGCAGUGGUGUCAGGCACUCUACAGGCACAAAGGGAAGGGGCAGCUGGGCAGCCGUGGGAGCAGGUGGCACGUCACCGAUUGCUGCCACUGCAGGUGGCUUCGCUGUCAGACCAACAGCUACUGCAGCGUUCCAGAGGGUGACUCGACCUCCCAGGGAUCAGCUGGAUCCUCAGCUCUUCCUCUUCUUCAGCAUCU